This is a messenger RNA of Carica papaya (papaya), 1383 nucleotides long. RefSeq names its product proteophosphoglycan-like protein. NCBI's taxonomy places the organism in Eukaryota, Viridiplantae, Streptophyta, Magnoliopsida, Brassicales, Caricaceae. The record is from RefSeq and is a predicted model, not a curated record.
UUCACAGCACCAAUCAAUUCAAAACAAAAACCACCAUCUUCUUCUUCCUCCUCUGUAAUCCAUCAAAACCCUUCUGUCUCUCCCUCAACCCCCCGAACCAAGAAACAAUAACAGAUACCUUGGGUGGUUGUGGUGGAUGGCAAGAGCUAACAAGUACACCUCCAUUAACUUCAAUCACAUACUUGAUAAAAACCUUCCCACCUCCUCUCCCGUCAAUCGAAACAAUCCCCAGCAACCCUCAUCAUCGUCUUCUUCUUCUUCUUCUUCUUUUGGUUCAUAUUCUUCGCAGUCUUCUUUUAAUAGCAAUAGUCUUUAUAAGAAUCAAAUAUCCACUACUCGCGCCCAUGGCCGUAUGCUUGUCUUGACCCGACCUACACCCAAACCUAUUGCUACCGCCGCUCCGUCGCUCUCAACUUCUUCAUCUCCAUCUCCGUCUCCGUCUCCAUCCGUAUCCGCAUCCCCCGCCGCGGAUCAGCUCUUGGAUCGUCAACAAAACCCUCAGCUCUCAGAUCAAGAUCGCUACGAGAACGGUCAGGACGAUAUAUCUCUACGUCCGCAGGGUCGAACAGGGGCAAGUGUUGUGGGUUCGUCUCCUCUUCUGAGUCUCGAGAAGGGGAAGGACGCUGUUCCGGUUGUUGGGGUUUAUAAGCCGGUUCGGUUUGUGCCGCCGCAUCUGAGACCAGGUUUUAUGGGGAAGGAGGAGAGGCCAGGGCCAGAGGUUUUUCGGGGUAGAGAGCAAGCUCAGAGGCAGCACCAGCAAGGGCAUAUGGGGUUACCUAGUCAAUACGGGGAGGAUGCGCGACCUAAGUCGGGGGAUUAUGAGAAGAUCCGGAGGGGAGGCGAAUCAGAUAGACGACCUAGAUCGAUUGAUCAUCGCCCGAGUUCUAGUGGAUGAUAGUUCCUAUGAAGAUCAACUUGUUGGCUUUUUCCAAAGGUGGAAGUUCCUUCUCGAUCUUUUGUUGAUCAGCUGGUGCUUUCCCUUAUGGAAUCAGCAUUGCACGUCAGAAGCCAUUCGAAUUUCAGAUUUGUUGGAAGAUGGUACUUAGAGGAAUAUGCCAUGCCAAACCGCUGAAUACUUGUGGAAGAUUAUAAUGUUGUAUCAGGAAGAAAGAACUCUUUAUUUCUUCACAGUUGGUUUCGUGUUCAGGAAGAGACCCAAAAGUGCUCCUGCUCCAUGCAAUCAAUAUUCUUUUCUUGUCUUCUUUUUUUUUUUUUUUUUGUUCUUUGUGGGUUUCCUGUUAAUUGGUUUAGGUUUCCAGAAGUGGAGUGUUGAGUGACUGCUUCCAUUUUUGUUAUUCUUUACACAGGUUGUACUUUGAAAUCCUUAUGUUACAAUAUUUCUCAGUGACUGCAAUGGACUUUCCUUACUAUAUUAGAUAUUCA